Messenger RNA from Periconia digitata, 1987 nucleotides. The record is from the annotation of a GenBank genome assembly. Lineage: Eukaryota; Fungi; Ascomycota; Dothideomycetes; Pleosporales; Periconiaceae.
ACAGUCUGCCUUAAACCGAAUACCAGCGAUCCUACCUGGACAAUCUCCAAGCUUCGGUUUGUCGUUGUUUUGUUUUGCCUUGUCUUCGAUCCUGCUCUCUAUUUUCUUUCGACCACCGGCUGGCCUUGUUUCUGAACAAUUCUUGGAUACAAUGCCUGGACCAAGCACCAUCGCUGCGCGAUGCGUUGCUAUGAGCUCCGCCAUUGCGCAGAUUAUACUCGAUGCCUCCAACUUUGCGCGACAACUGCGCGAUUCACGACAUUACAUCAACGCCGUCAAUGCCGAUCUUCUCGCUAUCAAGCUGUCCUUAGAUAUCGCACGCGACGAUUUCUCUGCCAAAGACACUCCGUUCCCUCCUCUGCUUAUCGAAACUGCCUCCGGAUUCCUGGACUGUUGUCACACAUCAAUAACAGAGCUGCACAAACCCCUCAUACGGCUUUCAGCUGGUGGCACGCGGGGAGAAACAUGGCACAUAUUCGAGGCAGGAGGACUUCAAUGCAUACGGCAGGAUCUGGAGGCUCUAAGAUCGGCACUAGAUCUCAUGCUGGAUGUCGUCGCGCUCUUGCGAGGCGACAGUGAUCAACAAGCCGCUACUCCGCCAGCGAAGAGGCUACGCCUAGAUGGAAGCUCUUCCAGCCCCGAGAAUUCGGCACUGAGAAGAAUAGACGUAGAGCGCGAACACAUAGAAUCACUAACCGAAGGGCGACACCCUGGACUAUGUAACUCUUUCGACAAGCUAAGAGCAUGCACCAAGUUCAUCUUGGAAGAGCCAUCCUUCGACGACGAAAUCAAACGAUCAGACUCUCGAUCAGACUCCCUGGAACCUGAAGCAGGUGAUCAGCCACGCUCCACCAAAGAGGCUCCUCCGCCCCUACCUUCAACUGUCGAGUCCUCUGGGAUAGGAGCGUGGAUCUCAAACGUUCUCUCGCAGAAGCUUCUCUCACCUACGCUCCCGCCAGACGCACUUACGCUCUCUGAUCCGCGUUCAAGUCAGAUAGGGAAAAGCCCAGUCAGGAGUCGACCGGGAAGCCGAGAACGAAAAGAGAGCACGCAUUCCCGAGAAACUUUUUAUGCCGAAAGCACUACCUCAGGCACUCAAACCCACUCUUCAGGCCAAGCAAGUCGCACCAAGGAUAUUACUCACACGCGCGCCGAUUCAUUCCAAAUGAUGAGCCAGCCGUCCCCAUACCCAACAGAAACCUCUAAAUCGCAAUCAAGACUCAAUCGACUAACUCAAUAUACCACCACAACUGAAGUUUCUAUUAUCCAUCAGAAUCUCACCAACGAUAAGAUCGCCAUCGCGAAAGACGUGCGGAACCAACUUUCUCGAAUCCAGCGCCUCACAAUCGACCGCAAACUCCGCGAUAUUCCACGCACCUUAACGGCCGUAAGCGUUGAGCGUAUAUUUUUCGAAGGCGCAAACCCGAACGUGAAGCACCCGGAGUUCGGAACGUUAGCAAUACGAGCCGCAUACGAAUUUUCCACCGACAUCCUCCAAACACUUGUAGAUUACGGUGCAGACUGCACUAGAAUCGCGCGGAAUAAGUAUUACUCGACGCUUCACGCUGCCGUGCUAGGGCUCCAACUUGAGAACCUUCAAUAUCUCCUUUCGCUCGCAACCGCUUCGCCCCUAUGUCCGCCAUCCCCAGGUAUCGAAUUUCCAGCGGUACCCACAGUCACAGUCACGCCGCCUUCGUCUAUCGUCAUGGCCAUCGACACGCCCAACGAACAUGGUGAAACCCCACUCCAUCUUGCUGCCAAAACACCUGGUGCAUAUCACAUCGCCAAGUGGCUCUUAGAAAUGGGCGCCGAUGUCGAUCGUGAGGCGCCGGGACGGGGCAGCCCGCUGCGGGGGACGGUUAGCCUAGAUAGCCGAGAGCGCAGCGCCAUGGUGGAAUUGCUUAUGGCACAUGGCGCGCGAGCUGAAACGCAGGGUGAGAGUGGGGAGAGGAGAGGGAAGGGUUUAAGCGUGCUGGGUAUAAUAUGA